CAAUCGCCAAACCUGGCGACGGUUGACCAUGUUGUUUUACCCUUGCGGUAAAAUGGCAUUUCAGGUUGUCCGGCCUCGGUUUCCAAUUGCUUUCUAGCUCUCUCCCCUCCAGCUUCGGGGACAAGCUAUGUCCUUGGGCCUGGUGCCUCAACGGCAUUGCCAUCGUUGAUGGCGUCUAUGCGACUGGCUUUUUGUGGUACUGAGGUUCCCGGCAUCCGUGGCACUGUGAUAUGUCCCCUGUUGCUUGUCGACGAAUCCUUUUGGGUUCGUCCCUUCGAGGUUUCAAACGAUUUCAUUCGUGCAUAAGUUAGCAGGCGAAUAGGGCCGCAUAUCACCAGUGGCUAGGCUUUCUCUGGGGUCGUUGACCUUGGGGGUGCUUCUGCCCCUGUGAUGCCCUUGGGGCCCCGGUAGGCCCACAGGGAAGGGUUUUGAGAGGUAACAACUCCACGAUUCCUUUAGCCGGAUAUGUCGCUAAUGUGCCCCAGCGAGCUUUAGCUUGGCGAAAAGGUACGCCCAUGGGUGUUGGCUGGCUUGAACCUCUUGGAGUUUGAUCAUUGCACAUAUUCUCGUCUAGCAAAGAGUGUCUGAUAUUGAAUUUUGGACAACAACCUUUGAGAACUUGCUUUUUUUGAUAGGCUUUGCCUUGUGAAGGAGAUUUCCAGAUUUUCCCGUGCAACCCUGCCAAAACAAAACAAGGGCACACAGCAACGAUGCGAUGCAGACUAGUCCCAUUUAUACCAAACAUUGCUACCUCCAUCCUCAUCUAUCAAAUUUUUCAUUUGCCAAAAGUCGUUCUCCAUCUUCUCUGCUUCUCUUGGUUAUAUUUCCCAUCUUCCACCGUAUUUCUUAUUCUGCUAUCAAGUAGCGCAUAAUAACCCUAGACUCCUGGCCGUCUUGCUCCUGAUUCAAUCAAACUUAUUACUAAGAUGAAGAGUUAUCCAGAUAUUACCCGCCGAAGUGAGCAGGAAUCGGAGUUCGACUCCGAACCUGAGGGCCAUGUGGCCGGUCCCACCUUGAGCGACGAAGUGGAUUCAGAAGGCGAUAUCGAAGGCCUUGAAUCCGACAAAGAUGAUGCAGUCGCCCAAGAGGGAUCUUCAAAACGCGUCGCCAAAGCAGGCUCAAAAGAUGGACAAGUCCUCGAACGUGUGAAAUAUCACAUUGAAACUAUGCCCCCUGAGGUGCUUCGUGGGACUUAUACCGUCAUGCCAACCCCUAAGCCCAAGCGCGGUCUUGAUCAAUCCCUACCGCCUAUUAGCAGAAUCGAAGAUAUCUUCGAUGAUCUCGUUGCUAAGGCUGAAAAGAAUGGCUUUGACGGCUUUCUGAGCCAUAUCGGAAGUCGAGAGCUGCGGGUUGCGUCGAUGUGCUCUGGCACGGAAGCCCCUCUCCUUGCAUUAGACAUGAUUGCUGAUAGCUUCAAACGGCUGUUCGGUAGAUCAUUCCAUUUGCACCAUUUGUUCAGCGCGGAGAUCGAGCCAUUCAAGCAGUCCUACAUCCAGAGAAAUUUCUCACCGGCCAUUCUCUUCAGGGAUGUUAAUGAGCUUGUCAACGACGAAGCCACCACCGCUUUCGGAUCGAUGCGCAAGGUUCCAACCAACCCCGAUCUUCUGGUUGCCGGUUUCUCCUGCGUUGAUUUCUCGCAAUUAAACGCACACAAGAAGUCUCUAGAAGACAUGGGUGAAUCAGGUCACACUUUCUUCCCCAUUCUUCAAUACGUAAAGCGCUGCAGACCGCCGCUGGUUAUUCUCGAGAAUGUUCAUAGUGCUCCUUGGGCAAAAAUUAUGGAGGUCUACCAAAAGAUUGACUACAACGCAUACCAUGCGUUCAUUGACACAAAAAACUUUUACCUUCCACAGACCCGAGAAAGAGGCUAUUUACUUUGCAUUGACCAGAGAAAACUUGAAACGGAACCACCCACAAAAAAGGGUGCAAAGACAUCAUUGCUUGCUCGAAUGAUGAAAAGUUUCCAACGUCCAGCGAGCUCCCCCGUCACGCAUUUUCUACUUAAGCACGACGACCCUCGCCUGCGUGUUGGAGUUAAUGAUAUAUCUGUCCAGGUGGGGAAAGACCGCCAAGCGGUCGACUGGACACGAUACAAGGCCCGCCAUCUUGGGUACAGAAUGGAGAAUGGGCUGGGGGAUAAACGGCCUCUUACGAGAUGGCAGGACAAUGGCACUUGUCAAAUGCCGGAUUUCUAUUGGCAUGGCUGGACGAAAACCCAGACGGAGCGAGUUUGGGAUACGCUUGACGUCAACUUCUUGCGAGCCAUAGUGCGUAAAUCGGACUUCAUGUCAAAGUGCCGUGUGAUCGACCUUUCGCAGGGCUUGGAUCGAGAACUUGAUCAGCGCGCUUCCGGUAUAUCAGGCUGUUUGACCCCUCGUGGCCAACACUUUAUCAGCACGCGUGGCGGACCACUUCUCGGCAUAGAAGCUUUAGCUCUCCAGGGCAUUCCCACCGACAGACUAUUGCUGAGUAGUGAAAGCCAGCGUGAUCUUCAUGACCUGGCGGGGAACGCGAUGAGCUCACCUGUGGUUGGCGCAGCAAUUCUAUGUGCGUUAAUAGCGGGACACAAGGCGUUGCUACCCGGCCCGCCUCGUGUAGACGAACCUGAGACACCACAUUGUGUCUCCCUUCCACAUUCUGUGCGUCAAGAUUGUCCGAUGCGCGAUGUUUCUGUAGAGCUAUCUGCAAUCGCAUCGGAGCCGAUAAAGGAUAUUCUUUCUAAGGGGCAUCGAAGCUGCAGACUUUGUUUUUGUGAGGGACAAAGUGGAACCAGAAGGAGAGACAUGCUCAAGUGCUCCAAGUGCAACCACACAGCGUGCGUCAGGUGUGGUCGGAAUCCGAGUCAUGUCUAUGAACCAAUUCCAGAAAAGGAGUUAGCUUUACGAAUCGCUCCAAUUGACUUUGAGAUCUACAUCAAAAUGAACUUCCCAAUGCGUUUGCAACUGAAGGGCCUUACCCAGGAAUUAUUCGAACAGUUCCGAGAGCCAUGGACAUCGAAGGAAGUCCUGUCUGCUUGGAAAGCUUUUAUGGGCACCGUAAGCCUCGCUCUCGGGGAGGAACUACGAUUCAGCGGUAUCAGCCGACAGCGUUCAUGGACUGUCACGUACGAAGGAACUCAUUCGUUGCUAAAACUGAUCCUUUCGCACCCUAUAGCCCGUAUGGCCCCAUCUAACUCGCUCCUUAAUGGCGCGUGGCAUGUCGCCGCCCCAAUUAGUUCUGACUGUUCCCUCUUCAUUACUGGCUGUGGGCCUCACGUCGAUUCGCUGGGUGCGAGAGUUGGCCUGACUGACAAAGAAUUCCGAGACAAGAAGGUCUGGAGCCGCCUUGACAUCGAUUGCAGUGAUGAAGUCAUCUCCAACCUAGGCAUUGAAAUACGGGGCCAGUACGAGCUUUUGCAAGAUUGCGGUGGACCUUUCGGUAGUCUUCACAAAAAAAUAUCUGGUGGUUCUGAGCAGCCCCUUUUUUUCUUUGUUGACCCGACUGAACUCGGUCCCGAACAACUGGAUUCUUGGGUGUUAGCCACUGACUACACUCGAUUAGAUCUCGGCCAGACGCGAGAAGUUAUCGCUCAAUUACAGCCAGACUGGGAUGCGUUUGAAUUAGGGCAAGAAUCUCAGACCGUCAAAACCUGGUUCCGCAGAUGGACCAAAUCCCCAAACACAUCCCUGAGUGCUUAUCUUCCUUCGGCUUCUCCUAUUUACCACAUACUAGACCACGAUGCUAUGUAUGGGAUCUGCCGAUUCAACUGCCAAGAUGCGUAUGCUCCCAUUUUCAACUGUUCAGUUCCUGCCACUUCUGAAGAAUCAAAUUGGAGUCCCGGCGCUUGGAAAUGUUCAAACCUCAUGGAAUCUCCGAUAUUUCUUCAGAAAUUUGCGUGGCUGUUACAAAAAGCCGUCUCUGUUGAUCAGUUUUCUGAGUGGAUACCGGUGGAUCUUGCACGACUUGGCUCCCGGUUGGAUUGCUUGCUCUGUGCUCCAUUGAAGCCGCGACUAACCUGGGCCCUAAAUGAAAAGGACCGGAUCUGCGCAUUCGAGCACCCUGAGGAUGCAACUGCCUACGAACGAAGUGUCAAAAAUCGCCCAGCACCAUUUCUUGGAUUCGCCUCCCUGAGUGAGGACUCAUAUUUGCAGUUGCGGAUCUGUUUGAAUUUUCUUACUCUUCUCCAUCAAGCAAUUGGAAAUCUGCCUCGCGCCUCUACGGAGCCGUCGUUAAACUGGCGUUUGUGCAUUGAUAUAGCAGGAUUCGUACGUCAACGACUUCCAAAGCUUGUCGAAACAAACAAUAAAGAUGACGUUGAAAAUAUCCAGCCACCCGGCUUUAAAAAGUACAGCCUCCGGCCAGAACAGCUGCGAUCCUUGACCUGGAUGCGGGCACAGGAAAGCCCAGAGGUUCAGCCUUUUGAAGAAGAAGAAGUCGUCGAAGCGUUGCUGCCGGUAAUCAACUGGCGUGCGGAAGGCAAAGCUACCGUUGAAAAGCUAGUGCGAGGCGGAAUUUUGGGCGAUGAUGUUGGAUAUGGCAAGACGGCAAUUUCGCUUGGUUUGAUUGACGCACAGUUUGAAAAUGACUUGAGGACUGUUCCUGACAGCCGAGAUGGACCAAUCGCCAUCAAGGCAACUUUGAUUGUUGUUCCAUAUCACUUGUUUGAUCAGUGGCUGAGGGAGAUUGACAAGUUUUUGGGCUCGAAAUAUCGCGUACUGCAAAUCAAGACUAUCAUUGCACUUCGUCCUUUAGAUAUUACAGAGAUCGAGAAGGCAGAUAUUGUAUUGAUGUCUGCGUCAAUCUUCCGGGGUGUUCAUUAUUACGAGCUAAUGCGACUGUUUGGUGCCGUACCUGAAGUCCCAAAGGCAGAGGGACGUGUUUUCGACGAGUGGCUCCGAGAUGCUGUGAAUGGUAUUCACAAUCAUCUACGUCUCUUGCGGACCCAAGGGGGACUUGACGUGCUCGGUAGUAUCAAGGAGAAGAAUGUCCGGCUGCGAAUUGACGCUAUAUUUUCGAAGUACAAUCCAUCGAAAAGGCUUAAGGGCCAAAAGCUCCAGGAUCACAUGGCAAAGAAAAGUAAAAUGGAUGCAGAAGACAGGUCAAAGGCAACAAACAUUCAAGGUGAAGACGAUGGGUCCACGAAAGCCUCCACCCCAGUACCUGCUCCUAAGGCUGGAAAACGAAAAAGACAGGAUGACGAAAAUAAACCCAGUGCAGAUGCUGGCCCAGGUUCCAGACAAGGCCAGCAGCCCAAAAAGGUGAAAGCGGAGCCCGCAGUUGACAGCCAAGGUGACGCCGAAGCAGCUGACAAGGCGUUCCAUCUUCAAGACGCCAAAUACGACUGGAAACGCGUCCGCUGUCCUUUCGUUCACAUGUUUGAAUUCAACCGCUUAGUCAUUGAUGAAUUCACUUACUCGAAAGAAAGGAAUUACUCUACCGUGCUUGCGAUUCCUGCAAGAAGCAAAUGGAUCCUCUCUGGUACGCCGCCUUUGAAUGAUUUCGCUGAUGUGAAAUCCUUCUCUCCAUUCCUUGGAAUCAAUCUAGGAAUCGACGAGGACGACUGCAGGCGAACAGAUAACGAAAGACUGAGGGCAAUCCAGCGAGACAGAACAGAAGUUGAACAAUUCCAACCUUUCAUUACGCGUCGCAGUGCUGCGUGGCAUAAAAGACGACACGAUAUGGCUCAAAGUUUUCUUGACAGAUUUAUGAGAAAGAACGAACCAGAAAUUGGCGAGAUUCCUUUUACCGAGCAUAUUUGCGAAGUAGUCCUUUCUCCCGCCGAACGCGCGCUCUACAUUGAACUGUUCGUACAGGUUAUGUCCCAGAAUCUGAGGACUCGGAAACAAGGACGAGGGUUAUAUGAUACCGCUGAAGUGGCUCGAUUAAACCAGAUCAUAGGCGAUAGCGACAGCCCCGAAGAAGCACUUGUGAAGCGAUGUUCCCUGUUUUCUCUCGAGGAUAUCCUUGUUCAUGACGAUAGAGCUCCAGCCAAUAGUGAAGCAGCUGCCCCAGAUCAAAAGAAACUGGGCACCGGCAAUACCAUUUUAGAUGUCCGCUACAAAGAACUGAGGGAUCUAGCAGCUGAUCUGCAAACGAAAUUCAGACAAGCACUUUGGCUGAGAUCCAAGCUGGAUGACGAUGUGAGGAACCACUUCGAUAAGACUCUGAACCUCAUCGAGACGAAUAUUGGGGCUGGUGAGUUGGGAGAUAAUUUGGUGAGAAGAAUAAUUCGGAAAUGUCUUGACUUUGCGAAGGUCAACUCAAAGGAAUCAGAUGGAGAAAGCUUUUAUGUUGCUUCGAAGAAAAAGGACUCCAGAGACAGCCGACCGGAAUUCCCAGCUACCGAGAAAGCUACCGUCCAAGAUCUAAACAACUGUAAUGACAGUAUUCGUCGACUCAUCGCCGAGACUCGUACUCGAACCCGAGCUUCGAGAGUCUUUCAGGCCGUUCGAUAUUUUCAAACGUCGGCCCACAAUGCUGCCUACUACUGCCAUUACUGCUGUAGAACAGAGUAUGACCGAAAUUUGAUAUAUAUUUUGGGCGAGUGCGGUCACAGUUUAUGCGGAGCAUGCCUUGAUUUGCGGAGAAGAAAAGGCGACUGCAAGUGUGAUGGUUGCACUGCAACUCUGGAAGGGUACAGAGUCAUUCCUGGCGGCGACUUUAAAGGGGAAGUACCUCAAUCGUCGGAUGAUUCCUGGGCCGAAUUCGGAGGAAGCAAGAUCGGCGAGCUAGUCAAGCUUCUUCAGGACACAAGCAGAAUUCCGGAAGAUGACCAGGUUUUAAUUUUCAUUCAGUUCACGGAUUUAGUAACAGCAGUGUCUAAAGCUCUGGGAAAGGCGGGUAUCCGGCACAUCACCAUCAUAUCAAACGACCGUUCUGCAGGAAAAUCGUUGGCUGAUUUUCAAAAUGGAACAGAGGAGGUUAAAAGCAAGGCCCUUAUACUCGCUCUCGGAGACGUUACAGCGUCAGGCUUAAACCUCCAAGCUGCAAACCAUAUCGUCUUCUUUCACCCGCUGAUCGCUCGAUCACAGUAUGAUUAUGAGUCCGGCAUGUCCCAAGCCAUGGGAAGAUCUCGCAGAUAUGGGCAGCAAAAACAUGUGCACAUCUACCACUUUUUGGCGUUAAAGACAGUUGAAGUAAAUAUCUUCGAGCGCCGCAGGCGAGAAUGCUUGGUGAAGCGAGAUAAGAUAUUCGUUUCUCUUCUGAAAAAUGAGAUCCAGGACGCUGAUGCGGCCAACUGGAGAGGCUAUCCUUUGGAGGGCAGUAAUGCCGCGCUUUUCGACGACGGAAUUGAUGAAGGAAUUGAUGAAGAAUAAGAAGAUUGGAUCAUGAUGCGAUUCUUUUUUUUCUUUUGUUCCCCGGCUUUAAUCUUGCAGUCGGUUUCUCUAGAAGCUUCAAAGGCUUUUGCCCUACGGAAGCAAGUCGUUUUGAUAGUUUCAAAUACAAUUGCUACGGUCGAUUACCUUCA
Coccidioides immitis RS is the source of this 7447-nucleotide messenger RNA. RefSeq names its product DNA repair helicase. The record is from RefSeq and is a predicted model, not a curated record. NCBI's taxonomy places the organism in Eukaryota, Fungi, Ascomycota, Eurotiomycetes, Onygenales, Onygenaceae. The coding region runs from base 927 to 7295 and encodes 2122 amino acids. The transcript has 9 exons. Gene Ontology annotation, molecular function: ATP binding; ATP-dependent chromatin remodeler activity; methyltransferase activity.